GCUGGCCGUGGCGACGCUAUUCCUGUGCCGCGGCCCCCCCGCGGGAGGCGCCCUGUGCUUCCGGUUUCGGCCCCGGUGCGCCCCAGCGCUCGGGCAAGCGGGCGGGUCCUCGCAGCUGGGGUGCCGAGGCCAGCCGUGGCUUCGCAUGCGGCCGCGGCGCGGUCAGGGCGGGCUGCGCUACGAGGGCGGGGCGGCCGGGUCCCAGACGGCCCCCGGCACGGUGCCCCAGCCGGCCCCGGGCACGAAGGCGGACUACGACUACGGAGCGUAUUUGGUGCCGGCGAAGCGGCCGAUGUCGCGAGACUGGCUCGACUCCCUCAGGGUGCUGCCUUCGUCCAGGAUUCUCAGGAGGAUCAGGCGGCCAGCUCCCCCGGCACGGGCUGGGCUUUUUUGGUCAGCGUCUUCCAUUGUGUCCUCGGGAUGCCUGGCCUGCCGACCUUGUCGGCCCACACCCUGUUGGGGCCCGGCCUCAGCCUGCUGCUAGUGUUCCGGACUAAUUCUGCGUACCAGCGCUUCUCCGAGGGGCGCAAGAUCUGGAACGAUAUCCUGGAUAUCUCUAGGGACAUCGUGCUCAGCACGAGUUUGUACAAACGGCACGUUGGAAGAACUCGUAUCAAGAUAGUCCAAAAGGCCGUGCAGGCAUUCCCACUGGCAAUGCAGGAGCACGUGAGGGCUAAGGAGUUCGACAAUAUGCUGGACCAGCGACGGCUGGAGGGGAUGCUGCGGGAGCUCGAGGGGAGGGACCCCGGUCCCGACCAGAGCAUCGAGUCCUCCGUCCCGAGCGCGAACCGGCCGCUGCGCAUCGUGCGGCGGAUGCUGAAGACGCUCCAGGGCAUCCCCAACAGGGCGCCGCUGGCGGACUUCACGAACCGAGAGCGGGUCUGGCUUCUCAGCAUGGUCAACAGCCUCUCCCACACGGUCGGCAGGUGCGAGCGCCUGGUGCAGACGCCCGUGCCGCUUUCAUACGCGCGCCACACCUCGAGGUUCGUCUCCAUCUGGACGCUGACGCUGCCGCUGGCGAUAGUCAGCGACCUCCGCUGGCUGACGGCCCCCGUGAUCCUCCUGAUCACAUGGGCCCUCUUCGGCAUCAUGGAGAUAGGGCACAUGAUCGAGGACCCGUUCCGGGCCUCCCUCGAGCUCACGCCAAUCUGCCGG
Messenger RNA from Prorocentrum cordatum, 1155 nucleotides. The record is from the annotation of a GenBank genome assembly. Lineage: Eukaryota; Dinophyceae; Prorocentrales; Prorocentraceae.